ACGUUUAUUAAUCUGGAGCGUUUCGAAACGUCAUACGUUUACAAGAAAUUCAAGUGAAAAUUUUCAGUAAUUCAACGCAAUAAAAAGAUCAUUGCAAACGGUUUUUAUUUUCAGCUGUGGUUGCUUCUUAUUAUCGUAUGUCCAUCCAGAAUUUAAAUACAUUUGACCCCUUUGCUGAUGCAAUCAAGGGUGCUGAUGAUGAUGUUCAAGACGGUCUUGUGCACAUAAGAAUUCAGCAGAGAAAUGGUCGAAAGACACUAACGACAGUGCAAGGAUUAUCGUCGGAAUAUGAUUUAAAGAAAAUUGUGCGAUCAUGUAAAAAGGAAUUCGCAUGUAAUGGCACAGUAAUUGAACAUCCCGAAUACGGAGAGGUACUACAGCUCCAGGGCGACCAACGUGAGAACAUCUGCCAAUGGUUGACAAAGGCUGGUCUUGCGAAACCUGAUCAGUUAAAAGUACACGGCUUUUAAAUUAAUCAACGAAGGCCAGCAAUUUGAAACAACCAACAAAGUCAGCAAGCAAUUAACAAACAGUCAAAGAAGCAAAAAAGUAGAAAAAUUCAAGUCAUUCGUCAUCAGAAACUGUAAUAAGAAUACAUUAUACAAUUGUGUGCUUUUUUAAGUGCAACAUUGUAUGAUAUAUUGUUAAUUUUGCACAUAAAUAUUUCCAGCAGUUAUUUAAACUCACUAAACGAAUCGUUUGUGUUUUUUUUAACAUCAAUACACAAAAGACUUCUUUUGAUGAACAUAAUUAACUCAACGCAUAAAAACGAACUAGUUUAUGAAGCUGUUAUCCGCUAAAAUAUAUCUCGUAAAAUAAACCAUUUUAUCCUUUUUAUAUGCUAAAAAAAAUCCCAUUGGAUUGACACACACAAUGAUUGAUUGAUUAAAUUUACUCUACUUCCAAUUUACAUGGUUACUUUUUCACAAAAACUUUUUUAAUUCAAAUUCAAUAACAAAAUGUUGAAAUUAGUAUAUAUUAUGAACCCCUUUGAAUGUAGUCAAAAUAACGAUAAUAGUUUAUUAUGGAAAACCGUUUGUCAGAGGUACAAGCGAAGAAUGCUCUAUGAUGGACGGCAUUGCACUCAAUACAAAACUAUGAAAGAAGAAGACUAUUAUUAUUAAAUUUGCAACUACAUAAAUUAAUAUGAACAAAUGAAUAAAUAAUUUAAAACGAUUAUAAUUUUCUUUCAAAUAGGAUAUGAUUAUUAUAUAUAGAACCUUGUAAGAUGGGCGUACGAAAAUAUGAAUAAAUUACAUACAGAGUAAUUGGAAUGGAAAACCGGAA
Messenger RNA from Rhagoletis pomonella (apple maggot), 1287 nucleotides. RefSeq names its product eukaryotic translation initiation factor eIF1 (gene eIF1). The record is from RefSeq and is a predicted model, not a curated record. Gene Ontology annotation, molecular function: RNA binding; translation initiation factor activity; ribosomal small subunit binding. Gene Ontology annotation, cellular component: eukaryotic 43S preinitiation complex. NCBI's taxonomy places the organism in Eukaryota, Metazoa, Arthropoda, Insecta, Diptera, Tephritidae. Gene Ontology annotation, biological process: translational initiation. The transcript is spliced from 3 exons. Bases 138 to 470 code for a protein of 110 amino acids.